AUUAAAAUUAAAAAUAAAAUACAAAAAUAACUGGCUUGCUUGCUAGCUAGCUAGCUUCCGGGCAAGAGAGGAGGAAGGCGAGUUCUGAAGCUUAUGUCUCGAUAGUGGCAAAAACGCGCAUAGCCAUAAACAAAAAUGAAUUUUAGAAAAUGAAUAAAGUAGCGAAACCAGUGUUCGGGGAUCUUGCAUCAAAUCGAAGGUUCUUUCCAUCACGUUCAUUUCAAAUUCAAUUUACGCAAUCAUAACUCAGAUCCGAAUCAAACCAUAACCAGAGAUCCACUUUCUAAUUUUCUUCUUUUCACUCCAAAAAAAAUCCCCUUACAAUAAAAUAAAAAAUAAAAUAGUAAUUUAUUUUCUUCUAUCUUCAAUUUUCUCUCCACUUUUUCUUCUCUUCUUCUCCUUCUUCCCUCGUAAAUUCAACUGCCAUAGAUUCACCAUGGCACCACCGCGAUUCAACAAUCGAAGAACCGUUCUCGCUCUUCGCCUCUUCAUUCUCCUGUGCUUAAUCUUCCAAACCUUCGCUCAGGAUUCUCUGGCGCAUAAUGAGAGGCAAGAGUCCGGUGGAUCUGUGGAUCUCGGUCGCCGUGCCAAAGUUGCAUUGAGUGAUAUAGAGAAUGCUGCGGUUCUUCCUCUUAGCUUGGAUUCCUCAGGUGUUGGACUCUUCGAUGCUUUCUUUGCUAGUCUAUCAAUGAUCCUCGUCAGUGAGAUUGGGGAUGAGACAUUUAUAAUAGCAGCUCUCAUGGCUAUGCGGCACCCUAAGUCAACUGUUUUGUCCGGUGCGCUCACAGCCUUGAUUAUAAUGACAGUACUUUCAACCGGACUAGGAAGGAUUGUGCCAAAUUUGAUUUCAAAGAAGCAUACAAAUAGUGCUGCUACAGUUCUUUAUCUUUUCUUUGGGUUACGACUGCUGUACAUUGCUUGGAGAUCAGAUCCAAAAUCUUCACAGAAGAAAGAAAUGGAAGAAGUUGAAGAAAAACUUGAAGGUGGGCAAGGUAAAACUUCAUACCGGCGGUUCCUUUCAAGAUUUUGUACACCUAUAUUUUUGGAGUCAUUUAUUUUAACAUUCCUUGCCGAGUGGGGUGACCGUAGCCAGAUUGCAACAAUUGCACUGGCAACACACAAAAACGCAAUUGGAGUAGCAGUUGGGGCCACUAUAGGGCACACAAUCUGUACCUCAGUAGCAGUGGUUGGAGGAAGCAUGCUGGCAUCUAGGAUUUCCCAGCGUUCUGUAGCCACUGUUGGUGGCCUUCUCUUCCUCGGCUUUUCUUUGUCUUCAUACUUCUACCCUCCUUUAGAUUAAUAUAAGUGCUAAUUAAUCUUAUUCGUAAUGGCUUCUUUAUGCUCUUUUUACCUUAAUUUUUUCACUUGCUGGUUGUCUUUCUUAUAGAACUGGUUUAAGAUAUUGUAUCCACUCACUAGGAAAGCUCAAUCCUUACUCGAAUAUAAGAUUUUGUAUCUCAUUCUUUUUUGUAAAAUAUUUCGAAUGGACAGCCAUUGUUUUUGUCAUUAUUUUCGAAAAGCAAAAGUAUAUCCUUCUCUCCA
Lathyrus oleraceus (garden pea) is the source of this 1542-nucleotide messenger RNA. RefSeq names its product GDT1-like protein 3. NCBI's taxonomy places the organism in Eukaryota, Viridiplantae, Streptophyta, Magnoliopsida, Fabales, Fabaceae. Gene Ontology annotation, cellular component: Golgi apparatus. The coding region runs from base 437 to 1300 and encodes 287 amino acids. Gene Ontology annotation, molecular function: manganese ion transmembrane transporter activity; calcium ion transmembrane transporter activity. The transcript has 9 exons. The record is from RefSeq and is a predicted model, not a curated record. Gene Ontology annotation, biological process: Golgi calcium ion transport; manganese ion transmembrane transport; Golgi calcium ion homeostasis.